AUGCCUGAGCCGGCAAAAUCCGCCCCGGCGUCCAAGAAGGGCUCGAAGAAAGCUGUCACCAAAGCCCAGAAGAAGGACGGCAGGAAGCGCAAGCGCAGCCGCAAGGAGAGCUAUUCCAUCUAUGUGUACAAGGUACUGAAGCAAGUGCACCCGGACACCGGCAUCUCGUCCAAGGCCAUGGGCAUCAUGAACUCGUUCGUCAACGACAUCUUCGAGCGCAUCGCGGGCGAAGCGUCGCGCCUGGCGCAUUACAAUAAGCGCUCGACCAUCACCUCCCGGGAGAUCCAGACGGCCGUGCGCCUGCUGCUGCCCGGCGAGCUGGCCAAGCACGCCGUGUCCGAGGGCACCAAGGCGGUCACCAAGUACACCAGCUCCAAGUGAGUUCCUGCCGGGAUGCGGCACGCGCAUGAGUCGCCGGGCCGCUUGACUUUCCAAAGGCUCUUUUCAGAGCCACCCACCUUCUCAGUGGAAGAAGCUGUCAUGUUGUUUUACACGGGUUUUUUGUAGUCCUACUUUGCUUUUUGGUUUCCUCACCUAGUGAACGUUAAUAGCAUUCACAGUCGUUAAGUACGAACACAGCCAUUUCUUCCAGAUAAGUGACGGAGUAUUCUUACCUAGUUUGGGAGAAGCUGAUGGGGUAUAGAUGUGCUGCGUUUUGUCAGAACUUUUGAAACUGGCUGUUUCAAUGAUGUUUUUUAUGAACUUAGGUAUGCAAGGUGAAGUUGGAAUAUCAAAGGUGCGACCAUCUGGUGUUCCCAUCCCAAGUGGUAAAACAGUGGUUGUAAUUAAUUUUUUGUACUGUGUGCUCGGUGUUUAUAAAAAAGGAAUAACUCAACUUUCAA
Orcinus orca (killer whale) is the source of this 842-nucleotide messenger RNA. Its product is annotated as histone H2B type 2-E-like. Bases 1 to 381 code for a protein of 126 amino acids. Gene Ontology annotation, molecular function: protein heterodimerization activity; structural constituent of chromatin; DNA binding. The record is from RefSeq and is a predicted model, not a curated record. NCBI's taxonomy places the organism in Eukaryota, Metazoa, Chordata, Mammalia, Artiodactyla, Delphinidae. Gene Ontology annotation, cellular component: nucleosome. The transcript has a single exon.